AUGAAGCUCCAGCAAGUCUUAGCCCCUGGGCUGGCGGCGCUGCCAGUACCCGAAUUACUGGGUGGGAAUGUGAACUAUCUAUUUACUUUUGGCGAUUCGUACACCACCACCGGUUUCAAUGUGUCGGCUGGGCAGCCGGCCGUGGGAAAUCCAAUGGGAAAUCCUGAGUUAGGCCAAGGCACCGCCUCUGACGGAAUCAACUGGGUCGGGUAUCUGACCACCCUAUUCAACCAUACCCUAACCUUCAGCUAUAACCUCGCGGUGUAUGGGGCUACGAUUGAUAAUGAGGUAGUUUCGAAUGUGCCGGGGGACGUGGUGAGUCAGAUUCGGGGGAUGUUUGGGAAGCAUUAUUGUCGAGGGGCGGCAGACACGACACCCGAGACCACUUCAUUGUCGGCCACAGCGGAUGCUUGGACGGAGAUUGCAGAUGCAGCGCUGUUUGUGAUUUGGGUGGGGAUCAAUGAUGUACAAUUCAGCUAUCUCGCUCUCCACCCCCUCCUGCAACUCACCGCCGCGCUGGACACGUACUUUCAGCUGUUGACCGAACUUUACGACUGCGGCGCCCGCCGGUUUCUGGUCAUGAAUGUGCCCCCCACCACCCGCACGCCAAACAUGCUGACUCACGGUCCGAUACGACGCGCUCGCCAUCUGACUACGGUCCACAUCUUCAACCUGUUAUUGGAGCGGAUGGUGAAGCGCUGGGCCAGGGGAUUUCCGGAUGCGACGGUGAUGCUCUUCGACGUGUUUGCUUUUAUGGCUGCGGUCCUGGAUGACCCUCAGCGGUAUGGGUUCCGGGAUGGAACGUGUGUGGGUGAGGAGGGGUGUGUGUGGUGGGAUGACUUUCAUCCGAGGUCGGAGUUUCAUUUUGUUCUGGCGAGGCAGCUAGAGGGGUUGCUUGGAGGUGGUUUGGAUUGA
Messenger RNA from Aspergillus aculeatinus CBS 121060, 915 nucleotides. Its product is annotated as SGNH/GDSL hydrolase family protein. The transcript has 5 exons. The record is from RefSeq and is a predicted model, not a curated record. Gene Ontology annotation, molecular function: hydrolase activity, acting on ester bonds. NCBI's taxonomy places the organism in Eukaryota, Fungi, Ascomycota, Eurotiomycetes, Eurotiales, Aspergillaceae. Bases 1 to 915 code for a protein of 304 amino acids.